This is a messenger RNA of Labrus mixtus (cuckoo wrasse), 2258 nucleotides long. It is a transcript of the gene ints9, whose product is annotated as integrator complex subunit 9. Bases 89 to 2065 code for a protein of 658 amino acids. The transcript is spliced from 17 exons. Gene Ontology annotation, biological process: snRNA processing. Lineage: Eukaryota; Metazoa; Chordata; Actinopteri; Labriformes; Labridae. Gene Ontology annotation, cellular component: integrator complex. The record is from RefSeq and is a predicted model, not a curated record.
CGGACAAACAAAGACACACAGUGGGAGGAUGCAGUGUUAGCAACCUGACCACUUACAACUAAUAAAUCACCCCUAACUUUUGGUGAAAAUGAAAUUGUAUUGUCUAUCUGGUCAUCCUACAUUGCCUUGCAAUGUUCUCAAAUUCAAAUCCACCACGAUCAUGCUGGACUGUGGGCUGGACACCACAUCUGUCCUGAACUUCCUGCCUCUUCCUCUCGUUCACAGCCCCAGACUCUCCAAGCUGCCUGGUUGGGUCUCUAAGGAUGGGACGGUAAACUUAGAAAAGGAGCUGAAAGAGUGUGCAGGAAGAGUGUUUGUGGACUCACAGCCGGAGUUCUGUCUCCCUGAGAGAGAACUGCUGGAUCUAUCUACUGUUGAUGUCAUCCUGAUCUCCAACUAUCACUGCAUGAUGGCCUUACCGUACAUUACUGAACGCACCGGCUUCACAGGGACAGUGUACGCCACAGAACCCACCCUGCAGAUCGGCAGACUGUUGAUGGAGGAGUUGGUGAACUUCAUGGAAAGAGUUCCCAAGGCCCAGUCUGCCACCUGCUGGAAAAAUAAGGAAAUACAAAGGAUGCUGCCUGGUCCACUAAAGGAUGCAGUAGAAGUGUGGACAUGGAAGCGAAGCUACAGCAUGCAGGAAGUCAACUCUGCACUGAGCAAAGUGCAGCUUGUGGGUUAUUCACAGAAAGUGGAGUUGUUUGGAGCUGUACAGGUCUCCCCCUUAAGCUCUGGUUACUCACUGGGCAGCUCCAACUGGAUCAUCCAGUCUCAUCAUGAGAAAGUGUCUUACGUGUCGGGUUCAUCCCUCCUCACCACACAUCCACAACCAAUGGACCAAAGCUCCCUGAAGAACAGCGAUGUUUUGAUUCUGACAGGCCUCACACAGAUGCCCACAGCCAACCCAGACGGCAUGCUGGGAGAAUUCUGCAGCAACCUAGCCAUGACAAUUCGAGCAGGAGGCAACGUGCUCGUGCCAUGCUACUCCUCAGGGGUGAUAUAUGACCUGCUGGAGUGUCUGUACCAGUUCAUCGAUAGCGCCAACCUGGGCACCACACCGUUCUACUUCAUCUCACCUGUCGCAAACAGCUCGCUGGAGUUCUCUCAGAUCUUUGCUGAGUGGCUUUGCCACAACAAGCAAUCCAAGGUUUAUCUUCCAGAGCCUCCGUUCCCUCAUGCAGAGUUGAUCCAAACCAACAAGCUGAAGCACUACCCCAGCAUUCACGGAGACUUCAGCACUGACUUCAGACAGCCGUGUGUGGUUUUCACUGGGCACCCGUCUCUUCGCUUCGGGGACGUGGUUCACUUCAUGGAGCUGUGGGGAAAAUCCGGCCUCAACACCAUCAUCUUCACUGAGCCAGACUUUUCCUACCUGGAUGCCUUGGCUCCGUAUCAGCCGCUGGCUAUGAAGUGUGUCUACUGUCCCAUUGACACGCGGCUCAACUUCCACCAAGUCUCAAAGCUGCUCAAAGAAGUCCAGCCCCUCCAUGUGGUGUGUCCAGAGCAGUACACUCAGCCCCCACUGACCCAGUCCCACCGCUCAGAUCUGAUGCUGGAGCUGCAGCCUCCUCCUAUGCCCUACAGACGCUGCUCUGUGCUCAACCUGCCUUUCAGACGCCGCUAUGAACGUGUCUACAUACUGCCUGAGCUGGCCAACUCCCUGGUGCCAUCAGAGAUCAAACCUGGCAUCUCCCUGGCAACUGUGUCUGCCGUGUUGCACUCCAAAGACAACAAACACACACUGCAGUCGGUGCCCAAACCCCCUCCAGUGGCCCCGAGCAAGAAGAGGAAGCGGGUCAUCGAAGAGCCUCCCGUUGUUCUGGCCCCGAAACCUCUGCUGAGUGGAGCUGUGCCGCUGGACGCUUUCCUCUCCACGUUGCAGAAGCAUGGUAUUACAGAGGUUAAGGUGGAGGAGACAGCAGACGGACACAUUCUCCACCUUCAGGCGGAGGACACGCUGAUUCAGCUUGAGGAGGACGGGACACACAUCGUCUGUGACAACAACGAGCCGCUGCGCACAACACUGCGAGACUUGGUGCUCCGCUUCCUGCAGAAACUCUGACCUGAAUCCCCGUCAUACCUCGUUGUUAGUUGUUUUUUUAAAUAUCUGUUUAUUGAACUGCCAGACGGUGUUAGCGGCAGAGGAUGUGAGGAACGACGACUGGACUGUCUACAACUCAGCCGUAUCUAACACUGUGAAACAUUUACAGUAGUGUUACUGUUGUAAAAUAUUUUGUAUUAAAAGAUUUCAUCCA